UCCACCUUUCAUAUUUGCGUGUUGUCUACUUUGUAGCUUCCACCACCUGUGUGUGUAACUGCGAUUUUAGCAUAUGUCACAGAAAUCGCUCGAGCUGUCGAAUAUCUCCCAUUAGAACAUAGUUGUGAGUGUUUUGGCACUUUUUUCCGUUGUUCACAAACACACACACACACACACACCAUGUCGGGUCACGGCCACGGCCACGGUCACGGCUGCUGUGAAUGCGAGCACGAGCCUGCUGAGCGAGGAGUGGAAUAUGAGCUGUACAAACGCAUUGAUAUCGAGAAGCUUCAGUGUUUGAACGAGAGCCGAGACGGAGACGGGAAACUGGUCUUCAAGCCUUGGGAUCAACGCACUGACAGGACGAAGUUUGUUGAAAGUGAUGCUGACGAGGAGCUUCUGUUCAAUAUACCGUUUACAGGUAGCGUGAAGCUGAAAGGGAUCAUUAUUGCUGGAGAAGAUGAUGAGUCACACCCAGCUGAAAUGAGACUGUACAAGAACAUACCCCAAAUGUCAUUUGAUGAUACAAGCAGAGAGCCAGAACAAGCCUUUCGCCUAAACAGGGAUCCGCAUGCCGAGCUUGAGUAUCCAACCAAGAUUGCGAGAUUCUCCAAUGUUGAGCACUUAUCUAUCCACAUAUCUCGAAACUUUGGGACAGAAUCCACUCGUGUGUAUUACAUUGGUCUGCGGGGAGAAUACACAGAGGCUCACAGACAUGAGGUAACAAUCUGCAACUACGAAGCAGCAGCCAAUCCAGCAGAUCACAAAGUGAAGAGCAUUACACCCCAGACACAGUUCAUAUCAUGACAAACGGAAGAGAGAGAAUCCCACGCCUGCUGUGUCAAACUAUAAAAGUGUGCAUGAGUUUUGGUAACGGCCAGAGGAUUUAUUUACUAUGGUUUGUUUAUCUGCUAAUUUGCCAAUAAACAUUAAGCUAUAUUUAUAUUACUAAAUGUAUGCUUAUGUCAAAUAAACGCUUCAAAUAACAGAACAGAUGAGCCAUGCAAGAAGUCUGUUCUUUAAAUGUCAAGUGGAAAGUUUAUGCUCUCAGUUUGGUAUUCUAAUGUAGUACUCAUGCAUUUAAUAUUUUUUUGCACUAUUUGGUUCAAAUGUGAGAUUAAAAACCAUUUAGGAAAAUGUGUUCUACUCGGGUCCUCAAAGUGUUUAAUAUUGAUUGAUUCCUGGGGUUUGUUUAAAAGUGAAUUUUUCUGGUUAAUUUCAAUCACUUUUGGCAUUUCAUAAUAUCACAGAAAUGUUACAACAACUUAUGCAUUAUGCUGCUGUUAGUUAAAUACAAAUUCUGUAACACUUUAA
This is a messenger RNA of Pimephales promelas (fathead minnow), 1314 nucleotides long. It is a transcript of the gene pithd1, whose product is annotated as PITH (C-terminal proteasome-interacting domain of thioredoxin-like) domain containing 1. Gene Ontology annotation, cellular component: nucleus. NCBI's taxonomy places the organism in Eukaryota, Metazoa, Chordata, Actinopteri, Cypriniformes, Leuciscidae. The record is from RefSeq and is a predicted model, not a curated record.